This is a messenger RNA of Malaclemys terrapin pileata, 3308 nucleotides long. It is a transcript of the gene ZBTB20, whose product is annotated as zinc finger and BTB domain containing 20. Gene Ontology annotation, biological process: regulation of transcription by RNA polymerase II. NCBI's taxonomy places the organism in Eukaryota, Metazoa, Chordata, Testudines, Emydidae. The coding region runs from base 783 to 3056 and encodes 757 amino acids. The record is from RefSeq and is a predicted model, not a curated record. The transcript is spliced from 11 exons. Gene Ontology annotation, molecular function: protein binding; DNA-binding transcription factor activity, RNA polymerase II-specific; RNA polymerase II cis-regulatory region sequence-specific DNA binding.
UGCUCUCUCUCUCUCUCUCUCUCUCUCACUCCCUUUCCCGUCUCUGUGGUUUGUAAGGUAGGUUGCAGUGUGUGUAUAUACACAACAUCAAGAGCAGGAAAAUGGACUCAUUAGGGAGGCAGGCAGUCAUUACCACUCACACUGUACUUCCAGGGAGACAGCGACUAUGAGGAGACAAACUGAGGACUGGGGAACAAGCAGCAUAAAAGAGAAGUGUUAGGAGCUGCUCUUAACCCUUUGGAGUCGGAAGAGAAAAGGGAACUAGAGGGCUUGACUUCUCCUUUACUUCCUGCAUUUACUCUGACCACAGUCCCUCCCUGUUCUCACAAGUGGAGCUCAGCCCUGCGUCCCUUUCUGUUGAUUCCCAGUCAGCUACAUGACUGCCUGAAGUUAAAUUUUAGAUGCUGAAAUCACUGCACCUUAAAAACAAAAAGAUUAAGCUGCACUGCAUUCCUCAGUGGCUGGCACUUUUCCUCUACGUUGCAAGAGGGAGAGAAUUGGUUGGAAUUGCUUUCCAUAUAGCCGACUUGAAAUGCAGCAUUGAAAAGAUCCUUGACGAUCAGUUUGUGCUCUUCUCCUGAAGGAACCUUUUCUGUGUCUCAUAUGAGGAAACUGAGGCACAGCAAGUUUUGAGUGACUUGUCUAAAUUCACACAGGAAAUCAUUGGCAGAGCCGGGAAGAUAACUUGGGAAUCCUGGAUCACAGGCCCAUGCUCUAACCACUAGGCUACGCUGCCUCUCCAAAUUACAGACACAGCCUCUCUCUGUCCCCUGCCCCAAUGAAUGUCUGCACUAGGGCCAAGGCUUGGAGUGAUUUACCUGAAGAGUGACACCAUUUGGAAACCACUGAAGAAACCCAAGACAGCUGAAAACCAGAAGGCGUCUGAGGAGAAUGAGAUUACUCAGACGGGUGCAUGCAGCGCCAAGCCAGGCCUUCCCUGCCUGAACCUUGAAGCUGUUCCGCCUCUGAGCCCAGCCCUCACCCACUCAUCACAGUCACCAACAAACCUGCCCGCACACACAGGGUCAUCUGAUUGUAACAUCAGUUGCAAGGGGAUGACAGAGCGCAUUCACAGCAUCAACCUUCACAACUUCAGCAAUUCUGUGCUCGAGACCCUCAACGAGCAGCGCAACCGUGGCCACUUCUGUGACGUGACGGUCCGCAUCCACGGGAGCAUGCUACGCGCCCACCGCUGCGUGCUGGCGGCUGGCAGCCCCUUCUUCCAGGACAAGCUGCUGCUGGGGUACAGCGACAUCGAGAUCCCCUCAGUGGUGUCAGUCCAGUCCGUGCAAAAGCUCAUUGACUUCAUGUACAGUGGGGUGCUGCGGGUCUCACAGUCAGAGGCCCUGCAGAUCCUCACAGCUGCCAGCAUCCUGCAGAUCAAGACUGUGAUUGACGAAUGCACAAGGAUCGUCUCGCAGAAUGUGGGGGAGGUCUACCCAGUGAUUCAGGACUCUGGGCAGGAGACGCCCAGGGGGACCCCCGAAUCGGGCACCUCAGGGCAGAGCAGCGACACAGAGUCUGGCUACUUGCAGAGCCACUCACAGCACAGUGUGGACAGGAUCUACUCGGCUCUCUAUGCCUGUUCCAUGCAGAAUGGCAGUGGGGAGCGCUCCUUCUACAGCGGAGCAGUGGUCAGCCACCAUGAAACAGCCCUGGGGCUCCCCAGAGACCAUCACAUGGAAGACCCCAGCUGGAUUACACGGAUCCACGAGCGCUCACAGCAGAUGGAGCGGUACCUCUCCACCACUCCAGAGACCACACACUGCCGCAAGCAACCACGCCCGGUCCGGAUCCAGACCCUGGUGGGCAACAUCCACAUCAAACAGGAGAUGGAGGAUGACUAUGACUACUAUGGCCAGCAGAGGGUGCAGAUCCUGGAGCGUAAUGAGUCUGAGGAAUGCACUGAGGACACUGACCAAGCAGAAGGCACUGAGAGUGAGCCCAAGGGGGAGAGUUUUGACUCUGGAGUCAGUUCCUCCAUUGGGACUGAGCCUGAUUCCAUGGAGCAGCAGUUCAUGGCUAACCUGGGCCGAGAGGGUCAGCAGGAACCUUCCCAAGCAGAGCAAAAUGAAGUCCCUGCUGAAGGCACACAGACCCAGCCGCAACACCUAGAUGCCAACACUUCCUCGCCAGACAGAAGCAAUGACAUUGAAAUGGACAGCAAAGUGCUCACUGUCAGUAACAACAGCGAAAAGGGGGCCUUGCAGCCUUCUGUCAACACAACAGUUGCCCAACCAUUGCCAAGCACCCAGCUCUACUUACGCCAGACAGAAACCCUCACCAGCAAUCUGAGGAUGCCGCUGACCCUGACCAGCAACACACAGGUCAUUGGCACAGCUGGCAACACCUACCUGCCCGCCCUCUUUACCACACAGUCUGCUGGCAGUGGACCUAAACCUUUCCUUUUCAGCCUGCCCCAGCCCUUAGCUGGCCAACAGACACAGUUUGUGACAGUGACCCAACCUGGCCUGUCAACCUUUACUGCCCAGCUGCCAGCCCCACAGCCCUUGGCCCCAUCUGCGGGCCACAGCACAGCAGGUGGACAGGGUGAAAAAAAGCCUUACGAGUGCACUCUCUGCAACAAGACUUUCACCGCCAAACAGAACUAUGUCAAGCACAUGUUUGUACACACAGGUGAGAAGCCCCACCAGUGCAGCAUCUGUUGGCGCUCCUUCUCCUUAAAGGAUUACCUAAUCAAACACAUGGUGACGCACACCGGCGUGAGGGCCUACCAGUGCAGCAUCUGCAACAAGCGCUUCACCCAGAAGAGCUCCCUCAACGUGCACAUGCGCCUCCACCGUGGGGAGAAGUCCUAUGAGUGCUACAUCUGCAAGAAGAAGUUCUCCCACAAGACCCUUCUGGAGAGGCAUGUGGCUCUGCACAGUGCCACUAACGGCACGACCGGCGCAGCAGGCACCGGCACCAGGGCUGUCCCUGCCGGGGUGGUGGCCUGCACGGAGGGGACCACGUACGUCUGCUCUGUCUGUCCAGCUAAGUUUGACCAAAUCGAGCAUUUCAACGACCACAUGAGGAUGCAUGUGUCAGACGGAUAAGUAGAAUCUCUGUCUCUUUGUUAUGAACAAAAAAAAAAAAAAUAGAAACAACAACAAAAAAGCUAUGGCACUAGAAUUUAAGAAAUGUUUUUGUUUCCUUUUUAUCUUUUUCUUUCUUCCUUUUUUUCCUUUAUUUUUAGUUUCGUUGUUUUUGUACUACAUGAAGAACUGUUUUUUGCCUGCUGGUACAUUACAUUUCCGGAGGCUGGGUGAAUAAUAGUUUUCCCGACCUCCCUUGGAUGGUGGCCUUAA